AUGGCGGCAACACUUUUAUCACUAUUGGGGCUGGUAUCACCUCCGGAUACCUGCCCAAUCACACAAAACAAUUUCUAUCCCACUUGUAGUGAUUAUUUGAGUAGAACCUAUGAUUUUAUUAUUGUUGGUGGUGGUACUGCCGGUUGUGUACUCGCGAAUCGUCUAACUGAAGACCCGGGAAUUCAAGUUUUGCUUCUGGAAGAUGGGGAUUACCCUUCGAGGGAAACAGAAAUUCCAUUGAAUUUUAUAUUUUUACAAGAAACCGAUGAAGAUUGGGCUUUCAAAGCUGAACAACCUGGUUAUUUCAAAGGGGAAGCCUAUCAGGUGAACCCAUGGCCGCAGGGACACGCCCUAGGUGGUAGUAGUAGUAUCAACGCAAUGAUUUACGCACCAGGUUUCCCAGUUGAUUAUGAUUACUGGGCGGAGCUCACCCAGGACCCAAUCUGGUCCUGGGAUAACAUGCAAUUCUCUUUUGACAGACUCCAUGAGAAUGUUAAAACAACCCAGUAUAGAAGUUAUGUCACAGCGAGGACAUUAAUAGGUCUAGGAGCUUUGGAACUUGGAAUACCGGUUAAUGAAGAUGAUAUGUUUGGUUAUAAUGACCACCCGACUACUAUCUAUGAAGAUACAAGAUUCUCCAUGGCCGAAGCUUACCUUAGACCUAUAAAAGAUAAGAAAAAUCUUUGUGUGAUGGUCAAACGUAGAGUGAACAAGAUUAUAAUUGAAGGUACCACUGCUGUUGGGGUAGAAGUACAAGAUCCCAAAGGUGUGGUGGUGAUUAAACCAAAACGGGAGAUUAUUAUCACAGCUGGUGCUAUAAACUCUCCGAAAUUAUUGAUGUUGAGCGGGAUAGGUCCCCAGGACCAUUUGAAGGAACUUGGUAUUCCUGUUUAUGCUGACCUACCAGUUGGGAAAUAUUUAGAGGAUCAUUUAAUUGUUCCUAUCAUAGCUACCAUUUUUGAUAUUCCUAUGCCUCCGUAUAAUAUCAUGAGAGAUGCGUUUUGUGCAACUGGUACCCUUUUGAACAACAUUGAAUUGGCGAAUUUUAUCGGUUUCUUCAACACUAAAGGAAAAAGAGAUAAACCUGAUAUUGAAUUUAUUCAUUUUGAGUUCCUCACGCAGGAUCCAACUUUCCUGGAGGCUUUCUUUGAGAAAUUUGGAAUUAUUGAAGAGUUUGCUAGUCAACUUCGUGAGGCUAAUCAAUUGCAUAGUCUUAUAUUGUUUUUGCCUACAUUGUUACACCCUGUAUCACGUGGAGAAAUGUUUCUUCAAGAUUUAGACCCGAAAACACCCCCUAGAUUAUUCCCGCAUUAUUUUGACGAAGGUGAUGAUGCUCAGGUGGUUAUUGAUUCGAUCAAUCAGAUCGUUAAACCUUUAUUAUCUACUACUCCAUUUAUUGCAAGUGAUUUGUUUCGGUUUGAAAUUCCGGAAUGUGAUGAGUUCGAAUACGAGUCCGAUAAGUAUUGGAGGUGUUAUUUUACGUAUCUGGCAGGGACUAUUUAUCACCCUGCAGGGACGUGUAGGAUGGGUUUUGAUAGAGCUACGUCAGUGGUGGAUUCCAGAUUAAGGGUGUGGGGGAUAAAGAAUUUAAGGGUUGCUGAUUCCAGUACUAUUCCUGCUUUGGUCAGUGGGCAUAGUAAUUUGCCUACUUGUGCAUUGGCUGAGAAUGCUGCUGAUAUUAUUAAAGUAGAUAAUGAUAUUUAA
Molecule: messenger RNA, 1704 nt
Organism: Dalotia coriaria
Lineage: Eukaryota; Metazoa; Arthropoda; Insecta; Coleoptera; Staphylinidae
Exons: 2
Coding region: 1-1704 (567 amino acids)
Molecular function (GO): flavin adenine dinucleotide binding; oxidoreductase activity, acting on CH-OH group of donors
Source: RefSeq, a predicted model, not a curated record